AUCUGACAUCGAUUGCUCUGGACUGACAAAGAUGGCGCUUACCAUGUAGACGGGGACAACUGCCUGUCUUUAACAUUUUUUGGAUAAUCAAAGUACAGCUAAGGAGUUGUUUUAUUCUAUUUAAAAGAUGUCUCUUAGGACAGUGUUUUCGUCGUCGUCCCAUGUCUGGAGAAAGUUGAAUGCGGUGAAUAGUUUGAAGGCGGUCGCCUCAGUGGGAUCACAACACGUUCCUUCCACCUCCGUAGCUUCCAGAUCAUUGGGUCAUUGGUGUCGGCUCGAUCCAUGUAUCACAAAAGGUAACGAAAACACUAACGUCGUCCAGCCAGUGAGACAGUAUGCCAGAGGCACAAGGAAAAAGCAAGAGAUCCCGAGCCAGCUAAGCGACCUGCCUCCCUCCACGCUGAAGCUGGACUAUGCGGCGGUUCCUCUUGCACAGACGACUGACGAUGUGGUGAAAAGACUGUUGUCCUUGGAGCUGGCCAGUAAUAGUGAAAAACUACGAGUUAAGACGGAAGAACUUAUAGCGAAGGUUCAGAGGGACAAAAAUGACCGCACAUCUACUGAAGUGAAAGUGGCCAUGUUGACAGCGCGCAUCCGCAACUUCCAAGACCAUUUACUUAAGCACCCAAAGGACAAGGCCAACAAGAGGAGGAUGCUGAUGGGCAUCGACAAGCGGAAGAAGAAGCUGAAGUUCUUGAGGCGGACGCGCUUCGAGGCCUUCGAGCACGUCUGCAAGGAGCUGGGCAUCACCUACACCUUCCCGCCCGAGUACUACAGACGCGCCACCAAGCGCUGGCAGGCCAAGAAGGCCCUCUGCAUCAAGGUCUUUAAAGAGCUCCAGAAACAGAGGGCUGCCAAGAGGGCUGAAGCCAAACUGGCAGAGACACCGACCUCCACCUCCUCCUCCUCCUCCACAGCACCCCAGGCAGCCGCCGCUCAAGCCAGCUAGGCCAUCACAAAAUGGCCGCUGUUACUGACACAGUUUUUCUGGUGUAAAAACAUCUCAUUUUUUCCUGUAACCCAAGUGACUGACUUUUGUUCUCCAGAAGCUCAUAUGAGACCAAUGCUUUGGUGAGCAUCCAUUACUCACUUUAGUUUUUGAAGCUCACCUGGACAUUCAUCUGGACAUUCAUCACAAAGAUAUGAAACUGAAAAGAUAAACUUGUGGUCAUGUCUGACCUGUGAAAGCAUCAGCCAUGUAUGUUAUAUUUGUUUUAAAUAAAAGAUCACAUAUUAUGCA
Messenger RNA from Engraulis encrasicolus (European anchovy), 1240 nucleotides. RefSeq names its product mitochondrial ribosomal protein S15 (gene mrps15). The record is from RefSeq and is a predicted model, not a curated record. Lineage: Eukaryota; Metazoa; Chordata; Actinopteri; Clupeiformes; Engraulidae. The transcript is spliced from 8 exons. Gene Ontology annotation, molecular function: structural constituent of ribosome; RNA binding. Gene Ontology annotation, biological process: mitochondrial translation. Gene Ontology annotation, cellular component: mitochondrial small ribosomal subunit; ribosome. Bases 128 to 949 code for a protein of 273 amino acids.